CACCUUUCCGCGCCUGGCAGAAAAUGUUGUUCUUGCCGCUGUGUUAAAGUUAGAAGGACGUUAGAUUGUCCUAGACAAUUCCUUUUUUCGUCAAGAAAGAGCUCUGGUCUAGUAUUUAACUAGGCACACUCUUAUUUAAUCCCCAAGUAUUCACACUGCUCAAAGUUAUCGGCAUAUGUUUAAGGUGUAAGAUGGUGCGUUAAAUGAUACAUAAGCGCUGUUAAUGUGAAAUGUGAAUGAAGUUCGUUAUGAAGUGGACUGUUUUUAUCGACUGACCGAUUACUUUUUAAUUGCCGUUGUGGACCUCAAAGAAUGCAAAAACCGAAGGCAAUGGAAGCUCCAAGGUAGUGUACUUUACAGUCGUCCAUCCUUAGCACUAUAUCGCGAGCAUUCCAUCCAAGACUGGAACCACGCUAUGCAGGUAUUUUUUGCAUGGUGCAUGUACGGCUGGCUCCUUGUGUCACUUUUCUCAUGACCUCAAAGACAAGCAAUCCAUGGCCUGCAAGUAUUACCUAAAAGGAACAUGCUCAUAUGGCAAAGCUUGUAGAUAUGAUCAUGUAAAGCCCACAGGAUCUGAACAACACACAAGAUUCUCUGCUCCAAAGCCUGUGACCCUAAAGUCAAAUAACGACAAGCAAGAGUUAAAGAUGGUCACCCUCGGCAAGCCCAAGGCUGGAAGUAGCAGAACCAGUCCCCCAAAGAACUGGGCAGAGGCUCCUGAGUUCAUUCCAGGUCAGAUGUAUCAAGGCACUGCUGGCAUGACCUUAACCCAAGCUGAGGGAGCAUGCUUUAAGCCACUGUCAUACUCUGAGGCAGCAAUGACAAAUGUGGAGAUAGCAGCCAAUGAUGGAUUCACUGUUGAAGAGGCUGCGGAAACACUAUGCCCCUAUAUCACAGCAGAGCUAUGCAGCAAUGAAUCAGCAUGCCCCUACAUCCACCUGCUCAAGUGUGAUAUGUGUGGAGAGGCUUGCAUGCACCCGAAUGAUGAAAAUCAGCAAAAGGAACACAGACGGGAGUGCCUGGAGAGUCACGAGAAAGACAUGGAACAUUCAUUUGCUAUCCAGAGGAGUGAGAAUGUCACUUGUGCUGUCUGUCUCGAUGUCGUCAUGUCAAAACCCAAACAGAGCGAGCGUCGUUUUGGCAUUCUGCCAAACUGCAUCCACGCCUUCUGCCUGGAGUGUAUUCGAAAGUGGAGGAAAGCUUCUCACGCAGAGAAAAAGGUCGUAAGGGCGUGUCCCAUUUGCCGAACGCCGUCUGGAUAUGUUGUACCAAGUGGUGUUUGGGUUGAAGAAAAGGCGGAAAAAGAUAAGCUGAUUGCUGACUACAAAUCUGCUCUAGGAGCUAAGCCGUGUAAAUAUUUUAGGGAGGGCAAGGGAACUUGUCCGUUUGGAUCAAGCUGCUUUUACAAACAUGCUUAUCCUGACGGAACGAUAGCUGUUGAGAAGCCAAGAAAAUUCAACACAGCUGAUGGAGUGAAGCUCGCACAACGCUUCAGCCUGUGGGAUUUCGUAGAGGCCGAAGAGAACGAUCGAAUGUUUGACUACCUCGACGACUCCGACGAUGACUACGACGAUUAUGACUUCCUGGAGCGACUAGAGGCGCUUAUGUUAUGGGAUGACUCAGACGACGAUAUAUUCUUCCUUUUCUAAGAACUACGAAGUAGUCCUGGAAACUAUCAAAAUGUCUAGCAAUGCCUGUAGAUCACUUUGAUAAAAAAAAAAUGCCGUUUUCACGAUGUUGCGCCCUCAUCCAAAAUGCCACAGAUUGGCGGGCCACGGCUGAUCAAAAAUGCGGACGGAAGGGAAUUUGAAUCUAGCGCCAAAAAUGUGCAUUUUCUAUAGCUUUGUCUGUGAACUCCACUUUUCCAUGCCAUUGGUAAUAUACGAAAAUAAUUGAAGAUACCGCUCUAUCGAAUAUCGUAACAUCCAGGUUUCGUAGGACAUUCUGUUGUAGGUUACAAUGCCUCGAACGUCUAAUUUAGUGGCCAGCGAGGUUUAGACGACCUCAACGUCUCAACCUCGCUGGCCACUAAAUAGAGAGACGUUCGAGGCUCUGGAACCAGGGUAGUUGUAGCUAAGAAUUUAAAAUUCUCAAUACAAAGUCGAUAAUGUUAAUAUAAUGAGGAGCCCACUUCUCGUGAUCUUCACAAAAUCCUCAUUAUGCUGUCAUCAAGCUCUAAUAAUGCUGUAGCUUCAAAUUUAAUAAAGAAAAUCAAACACA
Molecule: messenger RNA, 2220 nt
Organism: Nematostella vectensis (starlet sea anemone)
Lineage: Eukaryota; Metazoa; Cnidaria; Anthozoa; Actiniaria; Edwardsiidae
Product: probable E3 ubiquitin-protein ligase makorin-1
Exons: 18
Coding region: 495-1649 (384 amino acids)
Biological process (GO): protein polyubiquitination
Molecular function (GO): metal ion binding; ubiquitin protein ligase activity
Source: RefSeq, a predicted model, not a curated record